Molecule: messenger RNA, 777 nt
Organism: Arvicanthis niloticus (Nile rat)
Lineage: Eukaryota; Metazoa; Chordata; Mammalia; Rodentia; Muridae
Source: RefSeq, a predicted model, not a curated record
CUGAGACGUGGCGGGGAUGGGGGUAACUAGGGCGCAGCGGGGAGGAAUCUUAGUGCCCACCCAUCUCCAUGAUCAGGCCUUAAGAUGAACAACCCUGGCGAUGCGCAGGGCAUUGUGGGCGGGGCGGGGCUGUGUGCACUUCCGCCUCAGCUCCGGCAUGGCGCUGCGCAUGCUGCUGCUGCUGCUGCUGCUUCUCCGGUGUGCCACCCUGGGUUCGGCUGAAAACUCCAGCUGGCCGGCCGUGCCUCAUAACCACACAAGCGGGGGGCUCCCGGACACGGGCUCCGCGUUGCUCCGCUCAUUCUUCGUAAUCACUGGGCUCUGCGGCCUGAUCUCACUUUACUUCCUCAUCCGGGCUUUUAGACUCAAGAAGCCACAGCGAAGGAGGUAUGGGCUCCUGACCAACACAGAGGAGAAUGAAGAGAUGGCCUCUCAGGACAGCGAGGAAGAGACUGUCUUUGAAACCAGGAAUCUGAGAUGAUGUUGAGAUGGAGACGACAGGCUGCAAGGACAAGAGAGGACAUGUAGUUCUGUGAGCUGUGAUGUCAACUUUCCUGGAGGGAGUCUGCACAGGCCCUAGGAGGCUGCAUGGGCCAGGACAGCAUAGAGACCUCAUUGAGACUAGCCCACAGAGUUGAGGCCCCCAAGGCCAGGCCUCCCGUAAGGGACAAGACCACCCUGUGACAAGCUGGGAUGGAGCAGAUGGACCUUGGGGUCUCUGUGUGCACCUUCGUGCUGCUUUGGGGGCAAUAAAUGAAGCAGCGGCUUGGUAGCUUA